CCUAUCCCGCUUCCCUUCGGGUGACGGCGCUGUGACGAGCAACUGACAGGCGCAACGAAAGGCAGCCCUCUGCUGUCUGAAGAAAAGCAGAGGCCUGGGCUACCGGCCUCGGGAGGGAGCCCAGGGCAGUAUUUGGGGGCAGCGGGUCACAGCGGCUGAAACCGCGGGCUCUGGGUGGAAUAAGAGUUUCGGGAUGCCAGAGAAAGAUGUCUCCCGGAAGGAGGCAGGCUAAAGCAAGGGUCUCAGUCACCAUGGAGGACCAGCAACCCACAGAGUCCAUGGAGCAGCAGGAUUCGUCCAAGGAGAGAAGUCCCCAAAGUCCAGGAGAUGAUAUCUAAGGCGUCAUGGCGUGUUCUUGUCUUGAUUCGUCUCAGUCACAGCACGGCCUUGUCGGACGAUGUUCUGUGAAAUUGUUUAUGCUCAACAGGAGAACGCCAAGGCCUAGCUGCCACCUAGGGGCCCUGCAAUGCACCCGCUGCCUCAUCACCUUCGCCGAUUCCAAGUUCCAGGAGCGUCACAUGAAGCGGGAGCACCCAGCGGACUUCGUGGCCCAGAAGCUGCAGGGGGUCCUCUUCAUCUGCUUCACCUGCGCCCGCUCCUUUCCCUCCUCCAAGGCCCUGAUUGCCCACCAGCGCAGCCACGGUCCGGCCAGGCCCUCCCAGCCGGCUGCACUGACCGCCACCCCGCCCACCUUCCCCUGUCCUGACUGUGGCAAGACUUUUGGGCAGGCCGCUUCUCUGAGGCGGCAUCGCCAGGUGCACGAGGCCCGCACCCUUCCUGGCCCCUUCGCCUGCACAGAGUGUGGGCAGGACUUUGCCCAGGAAGCAGGGCUGCAUCAACACUACAUCCGGCAUGCCCGGGGGGAGCUCUGAGUGUGGCUUAAGCCCUCCCCGGGGCAAUGGGAGCUUUGUGGCUGGUGGGACCCACCUCUGAUGUGGGAUGGGAGCCUUGGAGGGAUUUACUCUCCCCCCUGGAAAGGUAAAGGACUCCUGAUAAAUAGGACCCAGAAAAUGCUCAUUUAGAGCUUCCAUCUCUGGAGGACACAGAACCUUCAGGGAAACAGUAAAAUCAGACAAUAGUGAGUUUUUUUGUUUUAAAAAAGAGAAAUUAACACAAAAGAGGGAAAUUUGCUAUUUGUAUCUUCCCUCGUUGCCAAUUAAAUAGUCUGAAAU
Molecule: messenger RNA, 1172 nt
Organism: Hippopotamus amphibius kiboko
Lineage: Eukaryota; Metazoa; Chordata; Mammalia; Artiodactyla; Hippopotamidae
Gene: ZNF576
Product: zinc finger protein 576
Exons: 4
Coding region: 345-872 (175 amino acids)
Biological process (GO): regulation of transcription by RNA polymerase II
Cellular component (GO): nucleus
Molecular function (GO): RNA polymerase II cis-regulatory region sequence-specific DNA binding; DNA-binding transcription factor activity, RNA polymerase II-specific
Source: RefSeq, a predicted model, not a curated record